AUGACUCAUUCCUCCACCCGUCUCCUCUUCCUCCUGGGACUGACCCUCACCUUCGCGGCCUUCGCUCUCGCCGUCGACAAAACUGUGGUUGGCGCCACUGCGCCUGUGAGCGCUGAAAUCAUCCCUGGUAAGAUCGUGGUUCAGCCGCCGGCUGUCCAGCCUCCUGCUCUGCUGGUCAGGCCUGGUUUGGUCUCGGUCCCGCCCUUCUCGGUCCUGCCGCCGCCCGUCCAGCCCCCGCCGCUCACCGUCCAGCCGCCGCCCGUGCAGCCCUCGUCCAUCGUCGUCACGCCCGUGCCCCUUCAGGGAUCGGCCGUGACCGUGUCGUUCACCCCCAUCCCCGUGCCUCCGCUGACUGUCAACCUGCCUGCCGUGUCCGUGCCGCCGAUCGUCAUCCAGAUCCCCGCCUUCACCAUCUACCCCGAUGCCGUCCAGCUCCAGCCCAUCGUCGUCCAGCCUCCGCCCAUCAUCCUCGAUGACAUCACCAUGACCCCUGUUCCUCUCCAGGGCGCCGCGAUCACUGUGGAGGUCCCCGCCAUCUCGGUGCCGCCGCUCCGCGUCCAGCCGCCGUCGGUCCAGGGCUCCGCCUUCACUGUCACUCCUUCGCCGGUCCAGCCCGCUGCAUUCACUGUCACCCCGCCCCUCGUCACCCCGCCCCCCGUGGUGAUCGAAUCCACCACGACCACCACCAAGACCAUCGGCAUCCCCGAGACCACCGUCGCCGCCACCAUCGUUGGCUCCACCAGCGUAAUCACCACCAAGACCGACUAA
Molecule: messenger RNA, 768 nt
Organism: Acanthamoeba castellanii str. Neff
Lineage: Eukaryota; Discosea; Longamoebia; Acanthamoebidae
Exons: 4
Coding region: 1-768 (255 amino acids)
Source: RefSeq, a predicted model, not a curated record